Messenger RNA from Pan troglodytes (chimpanzee), 3234 nucleotides. It is a transcript of the gene TM7SF3, whose product is annotated as transmembrane 7 superfamily member 3. Gene Ontology annotation, cellular component: plasma membrane. Gene Ontology annotation, biological process: negative regulation of programmed cell death. The transcript has 13 exons. The record is from RefSeq and is a predicted model, not a curated record. Bases 346 to 2058 code for a protein of 570 amino acids. NCBI's taxonomy places the organism in Eukaryota, Metazoa, Chordata, Mammalia, Primates, Hominidae.
CGCGUUCCCCGCGCGCCGGCAGGAGGCGCGCGCUGCCUGGAAACGCCCCAGCGCCGCCCGCGCCCAGAGACCCGCCGCUGUGGCGCAGCGAGAGCCCGGGAGGAGGCGCGGGAACGCGCGCUGGGGGUCAGGUGCCGGAAGAGGAAACCUCUCGCUGGGGCUAGGAGUUCGGCGGGGCGCGCGCCGGCGGCUGCGGAGCUGGCAGGUGCGAAGCGUCUGCACCUGGCGGGCGAUGGCGCCCGAUGCGGGCGCCCCGGGAUAGCGUGGGCGAGGCUGCGGGGCCCCGGCGCGCACGCCCGCACCUCUCCCCAGCCCUGGCGUGGGCCCAGCCCGGCCCAGGCAGCAAUGGGGUUCCUGCAGCUGCUGGUCGUAGCGGUGCUGGCAUCCGAACACCGGGUGGCUGGUGCAGCCGAGGUCUUCGGGAACUCCAGCGAGGGUCUUAUUGAAUUUUCUGUGGGGAAAUUUAGAUACUUCGAGCUCAAUAGGCCCUUUCCAGAGGAAGCUAUUUUGCAUGAUAUUUCAAGCAAUGUGACUUUUCUUAUUUUCCAAAUACACUCACAGUAUCAGAAUACAACUGUUUCCUUUUCUCCGACUCUCCUUUCCAAUUCCUCGGAAACAGGCACUGCCAGUGGACUGGUUUUCAUCCUUAGACCAGAGCAGAGUACAUGCACUUGGUACUUGGGGACUUCAGGCAUACAGCCUGUCCAGAAUAUGGCUAUCCUACUCUCCUACUCAGAAAGAGAUCCUGUCCCUGGAGGCUGUAAUUUGGAGUUUGAUUUAGAUAUUGAUCCCAACAUUUACUUGGAGUAUAAUUUCUUUGAAACGACUAUCAAGUUUGCCCCAGCAAACCUAGGCUAUGCAAGAGGCGUAGAUCCCCCACCAUGUGACGCUGGGACAGACCAGGACUCCAGGUGGAGGUUGCAGUAUGAUGUCUAUCAGUAUUUUCUGCCUGAGAAUGACCUCACUGAGGAGAUGUUGCUGAAGCAUCUGCAGAGGAUGGUCAGUGUGCCCCAGGUGAAGGCCAGUGCUCUCAAGGUGGUUACCCUAACAGCUAAUGAUAAGACAAGUGUUUCCUUCUCCUCCCUCCCGGGACAAGGUGUCAUAUACAAUGUCAUUGUUUGGGACCCGUUUCUAAAUACAUCUGCUGCCUACGUUCCUGCUCACACAUAUGCUUGCAGCUUUGAGGCAGGAGAGGGUAGUUGUGCUUCCCUAGGAAGAGUGUCUUCCAAAGUGUUCUUCACUCUUUUUGCCCUGCUUGGUUUCUUCAUUUGUUUCUUUGGACACAGAUUCUGGAAAACAGAAUUAUUCUUCAUAGGCUUUAUCAUCAUGGGAUUCUUCUUUUAUAUACUGAUUACAAGACUGACACCUAUCAAGUAUGAUGUGAAUCUGAUUCUGACAGCUGUCGCUGGAAGCGUCGGUGGAAUGUUCUUGGUAGCUGUGUGGUGGCGAUUUGGAAUCCUCUCGAUCUGCAUGCUCUGUGUUGGACUAGUGCUGGGGUUCCUCAUCUCGUCAGUGACUUUCUUUACUCCACUGGGAAACCUAAAGAUUUUUCAUGAUGAUGGUGUAUUCUGGGUCACUUUCUCUUGCAUAGCUAUCCUCAUUCCAGUAGUUUUCAUGGGCUGCCUAAGAAUACUGAACAUACUGACUUGUGGAGUCAUUGGCUCCUAUUCGGUGGUUUUAGCCAUUGACAGUUACUGGUCCACAAGCCUUUCCUACAUCACUUUGAACGUACUCAAGAGAGCGCUCAACAAGGAUUUCCACAGAGCUUUCACAAAUGUGCCUUUUCAAACUAAUGACUUUAUUAUCCUGGCAGUAUGGGGCAUGCUGGCUGUAAGUGGAAUUACGUUACAGAUUCAAAGAGAGAGAGGACGACCGUUCUUCCCUCCCCACCCAUACAAGUUAUGGAAGCAAGAGAGAGAGCGCCGAGUGACAAACAUUCUGGACCCUAGCUACCACAUUCCUCCAUUGAGAGAGAGGCUCUAUGGCCGAUUAACCCAGAUCAAAGGGCUCUUCCAGAAGGAGCAGCCAGCUGGAGAGAGAACGCCUUUGCUUCUGUAGAUGCCCAGGGGCUUGGUCAGUGUGCCUCAGCUUUGGAGUUCAUGCCUGGAGUGGUUCAACAGUCUCUGGUGCAAGUCUAGUCACAUUUAUAGAAUGGAUUACCUUGGAGUGCUGCUCUUUUAACUUCAUUAUUAUACCCGGAUCAUCUUUUUUGCUAGCCAUUAGCAAUCUAAACAUUUGUUCUCGGUACUUGCUCAUUAUAAGUUCCAAGGCCGACUGAUGUUCUUCCAGAGAUGUACGUAAUUCUAUCAAGAAUAAUAUUGUAUUUUAUUCCAACUUGAGUUAAAAGUACACAAAAUAUUCUCUUCCACUAAGCAACUUAUGAACAGGACAUUUUAAAAAGAAAACACAAUGCACAAAAAUCUAGCCAUAUAACAAUAAGAGACACCAAAUGAAGUCCCGUAUUAGUUUUUUGAAUAUUUUAAGCUUGUUUCUUGAGAAUCAUUUCAACAAAGAUGUACUAAACAGCAAUUAAUAUCGGCCAAGGCUCCCUCUAUAUUAAGGGCCACAGACCUCAAGAGUCUAGUAGAGAAAACAAGCAUGUGGUAGGUGGCAGAGUGGAGUGUUAAGUCAAAUAGAUUUAAGAGAUGUCUAUGGGAAGAAACUGGUGGAAGCUUUGUAGAAGUACAGUGUGAGUUCCCUCAGUUGAAAAGUGAAGGAAUGGACCUUCUAAGCAGGUAGGCAUGAAAACAGAUGACGUGUUUAGGAAGUGACUGGUGUUGGCAAGAGCAAAGAGUUCACAGUGAAGAAAGCUGUGGGAAAAAGAUUUAAAAAAAAGGCUGGGAAAUGAUUUUUAGGGACCCUGUAAAAGGUAAUAAGUAUAUAAUGAAAGUUCUUAGGCAAAAGAAUUACAUGAUCAGACUGAUUUUUGAAAUAUCAAUCUGAUGGUUAUGUUGAAGACAGAUUGGAAGGGGGAAGAGAGACUGGAAUCAGGGAGAUCAGUUUGGACAUUUCAGGCAAGAGACUGAGCAUCUAAUCUGGGGGCCAAUGCAGUGGGACUGCAGAGAAUGAAGCUGGGUUAUUUCAUAGCUAACAACAGCAGUGCUAACUGGAUAUUAAGGGUGAGAAUCUAAGAGGAUGUCAACCAGGCAUAUGUGGGACAGGAUAAAGAGCAAUAAAUACGAUUUAGGAAUAUAGACUAGAAAUGGGAUUAAUGUCAAAAAGUAACGUAUCUUA